Messenger RNA from Acyrthosiphon pisum (pea aphid), 1667 nucleotides. RefSeq names its product NADH-cytochrome b5 reductase. Gene Ontology annotation, molecular function: oxidoreductase activity. NCBI's taxonomy places the organism in Eukaryota, Metazoa, Arthropoda, Insecta, Hemiptera, Aphididae. The record is from RefSeq and is a predicted model, not a curated record. The coding region runs from base 378 to 1292 and encodes 304 amino acids. The transcript has 2 exons.
CGCACAUAAUGCAUAGAACGGGCGGUUAUACGACCAAUACGUUUAUUAACAGAGCAAUUAUUAGCUCAAGAGUCGUAAGUCAUAACCACGAUUGAUGUUUCAUUUGUGAUAGCAUGGUCGCUGAUAACGAUGGCGCUGAUAACAGCAAGUAAAUUUACUCGAUUAGAAUGAUAAUUCAAUAAUAAUUAUUGAAGGCAAAUAGUAAAUACUAUAAUCCACCUUCCAUCUUCUCUACAUCGUCCUAUAAUCUAUAGUAUUUGGUAUUGGCAUAGUAUUAGAUCAUUUGGAAUUUGGAUCAAGAUCAUUGAUUGAUAUCAUUCGUCUGUCAUCAUUCCGCGUUCGAGGCCUAUAAAACUUUUCACCCCCUCCCUACAACCAUGUACGACCCGCCGCCGGAACCACCCUCCGAGUCGGACUGCUGCGGUACCGGAUGCGCGGACUGCGUGUUCGACGUGUACGACCGAGAGUGCGCGCGGUGGCAACGACGGCGCCAGACCGGCGAGGGUGACAGGCUGCGGCGGGAUCUGCUGUCGGCGACCACGCACAGGCCAUACCGGAUCGUGUCCGCGCGGCCGCUCGGUGAUGACGUACACGCGUACACGUUUGCGGCCACCCCGAAGGCCGUCGGCCGACUACCGGUCGCGUACACUCAACACGUUCACGUCCGGCUGGCCAACGGCCUCAGCAGACCGUACACGCCGGUGGCCGUGGGCGACGACGAUUGCUCGUUCGACGUCCUGGUCAAGGUCUACCCCGGCGGAAGGUUCACCGGGCGGCUGUUGGAAAUGAACGUUGACGACGUCGUCGAGGUGCGCGGGCCUUCGGGCGGCGUGCGGCACGACGGGUACGAUUCGAUAGUCAUGUUCGGCGGCGGUACCGGCGUGGCCGGCUUCGUGGGUCUGAUCGGGUCGCUGUUGGACGACGACAAGUGUGAGGCGUUGCUGAGACUGCAUUACUCGUCCAAAACCCUUAACGGGGUGCUGAUGCGCAAGGAGUUGGCCGGUUACGCGGCUUAUUGGAAUUGUGCGGUACAUUUGUACUUAACGAGGGAACGCGAUUGGUCGCAAUGUUCGAAAUCGUUUUGGUACAAUGAAAAUAUAACAGAAGGAAGAAUUUCGCAGGAUAACAUGGCUGAAAUAAUCGAUAAACAACAAAACUUGCGAACGCUAUGGCUCAUUUGUGGAAACGAUGAAUUCAAUCAAUAUAUUUUCAACUCUUUACAAAUUUACAAUAUUAAACAAGACCAUAUUCAAUUAUUAGAUAAUUCUAUAAAAGAUUUAAAAGUAUCUUGACAUUACAUAUUGCAUGACUAGGCAUCCUACAAUAAUUUCAACAAAUUUUUACAAAUUGUUAAAAUAUAAUGCUAGGCAUUUAAAAUAAAAAUUUUAAUAUUCGUUUAAAUAUAAACAAUUUAUCUAUGUAAAUUAAAUUUUUUACUACCAGUGACCAAAAACAUUUUUUUUCUUUUGGUUACUGUUUUAGUUGACAAGUGACGACUGCCAAGAAAGUAUUGUCUUGCCACUAUCACCAUAUUUUUAAUUUUUGAAUAAUGUAGCCACACGGGACUUCCUCCUCUCGUCAAUCAGACCUCAUCAAAUUUACUUAUUGAUUAUUGUAUAACUUGUUAGUACAGAUUGUAAAUAUAAAUUUUUCUUCAAUAAAAAAAA